This is a messenger RNA of Sinocyclocheilus grahami, 1641 nucleotides long. Its product is annotated as proline synthase co-transcribed bacterial homolog protein-like. Lineage: Eukaryota; Metazoa; Chordata; Actinopteri; Cypriniformes; Cyprinidae. Bases 37 to 885 code for a protein of 282 amino acids. Gene Ontology annotation, molecular function: pyridoxal phosphate binding. Gene Ontology annotation, cellular component: intracellular anatomical structure. The record is from RefSeq and is a predicted model, not a curated record. The transcript is spliced from 8 exons.
GUCACGCGAGCUAGUGUAUGUGCUCGCGCUGAGGAUAUGUGGAGAGUAGUGAUGUCUGAGGAGGUUGGGAAGAAAUUGCAGGCGGUGGUGGACCGGGUGAAUCAAGCAGUUUCCCGACGCCCGAAGACGUUACCAUGUAUUGCCCCUCGACUGGUUGCGGUUAGUAAGACUAAACCACCAGAGAUGGUGGUGGAGGCUUACAAACAUGGACAACGAAACUUUGGAGAGAAUUAUGUAAAUGAACUUGUUGAGAAAGCUUCCCAUCCCCUGGUAGAGUCAUCAUGUCCUGAAAUAAAAUGGCAUUUCAUUGGUCAUCUGCAAAAGAAUAAUGUCAACAAACUCCUGGGUGUCCCAAACCUGUAUAUGGUAGAGACGAUAGACUCUAUGAAACUGGCUGAAAAAGUCAACGGCUCGUGGCAAAAAAUGAGAGCUGCCAACACACAGCAGUUAAAGAUUAUGUUGCAGAUCAACACCAGCGGAGAGGAAAGUAAACAUGGCCUGCCUCCCGAAGAGACUGUAAACGUGGUAAAACACAUUGUGUCUCAGUGUUCUGCUCUUGACUUCGCCGGGCUCAUGACAAUUGGCCGUUAUGGUUACGACCUCAGCGAUGGCCCCAACCCUGAUUUCCAGAUGCUGUUGAAACGUCGUGAGGAAGUUUGUGAAAGUCUGAAGAUCCCAGUAGAGCAGGUUGAGCUCAGUAUGGGCAUGUCUACUGAUUUUGAACAUGCGAUUGAGGUCGGCUCCACCAACAUACGUGUCGGCAGCACUAUUUUCGGCACCCGAGAAUACCCCAACACCCCGAGCCCCAGUCCGGAGAGAAAGCCAAAGGUCGUAUGUGAGGAAGCAGCCAAAAAAAUGGACCGGCUCACGGUCACAGAGCAAUGAAUGAUGGGGGGGAAAAAGGUUACUGAACUAAAUGUGGGACCUCUUGGGCUUGAACCCAAUGACUGGGCUCACCAUUCACCAGUCAAGGGCCUUUAAUAUGUCUUAACUAAUGCUGCUGACCUGGUCUUCUCUGGUGAAAGAACUAGAAAGAAGUGUUAUUUAAUAACUGGAAUACUAGAUUUACUUCCUGAAGGUGUUUUUAUUGUCAAAAGAUCUCCAGAAGUGUCCUCCAGCUCUCUGUAAAAUACUUGGUUUUGUGAUUAUUUUGAACAGAUACAGGGUCAGCACAUGCUCCGUUUCAUUUUACCAAUCAUAGAUGUGAGGUGUAAUUUGUCAUUUCCGUUAGAUUAGAUGUUUAACAUCUAAUUAAAACGAUAGGAUGUAUUAUUUUUGUUCCUAGAAGUGUGUAGGUAUAUUUUCUAGUGUGUCAGCGGAUUGUUUUGUUCAAAAUCAUAAAUGUAAAUUAUAUAAAUAGUUAAUUUGUAGUAUUGCUUUAGUAUCCACUUGUUGCUUUGAAAGCUGUGUCAGUGAGAUUUGUCGGGACUGACGUUUGUGUGGUGUUGUCGUCAUGUAAUUCAUGUAGUAUUUCAUAUCACUCUAAACACUGGUGUUGAAUUUAGCACUGAUCGACAGCCACACUGGUUUCAGUACAGAACAUAGAAAUAUGCAAUUAAAUUAGUGCAGAGAUGAGCAGCUACAUGGCGUUUUCUGUGAGGUUGAAGGUCUGAGGCCUUUUACUAUGCAAGAGAGGGAUUG